AUAACAGUUUUUUCGAAACCUACAAUGACUUAUAUGAUCUCGAAGAUGAUUACUGUGAAAUGCUUGAAGAUAAUGUCUUGGAUUAUAAUACUCAAGAAACUAAUAUUAGUUCAAUUAGCUCACCAUCCCAAA
Racocetra fulgida is the source of this 132-nucleotide messenger RNA. The record is from the annotation of a GenBank genome assembly. NCBI's taxonomy places the organism in Eukaryota, Fungi, Glomeromycota, Glomeromycetes, Diversisporales, Gigasporaceae.